Molecule: messenger RNA, 777 nt
Organism: Rotaria sp. Silwood2
Lineage: Eukaryota; Metazoa; Rotifera; Eurotatoria; Philodinida; Philodinidae
Source: the annotation of a GenBank genome assembly
AUGUCGAACGAAGAUUUUAACAAACGUUUAUUUCAAUAUUUUGAUGAUCAUAAAAAAGAUUAUAUUCAACGUUUAAGUGAAGCUGUUAGCAUUCCAUCUGUAUCAGCAUGGCCUGAUAAUCGACCUCAAGUUGUUCGUAUGGUUGAAUGGACAAAAUCUGUUAUGGAAAAAUUAGGUGCUAAAGUUGAAUUAGCCGAUAUUGGCGAACAAAAACUUGGUGAUGGAACAAAAAUCAAAUUACCAGAUGUUAUUUUAGGUACUUAUGGAAAUGAUAAAACAAAAAAAACCGUUUUAAUUUAUGGUCAUUUGGAUGUACAACCAGCUCAAGUUGCAGAUGGUUGGGAUACAGAACCAUUUGUAUUAACAGAAAAAGAUGGAAAAUUAUUUGGUCGUGGUUCAACUGAUGAUAAAGGUCCAGUUAUUAGUUGGCUUAAUGUUAUUGAAGCUUAUCAAAAAUUAAAUGAACCAUUUCCUGUUAAUGUUAAAUUUGUUCUUGAAAGUAUGGAAGAAUAUGGUAGUGAAGGUCUUGAAGAUUUACUUAAAUCUUUAAAAAAUACAUUUCUUUCUGGUGUUGAUUAUGUUGUUAUUUCGGAUAGUUAUUGGUUAGGUAAAGAAAAACCUUGUUUACAAUAUGGUCUUCGAGGAAUUUGUUAUUUCUUUAUUGAUGUUGAAUGUUCAACAAAAGAUUUACAUUCAGGUUGUUUUGGUGGUACAAUCUGUGAAGUUUACUAUUGUGAAUCAUCAAUAUAUUUCUUUCAUAAAGAAAUAUGCCGAUGA